AUGGCGCCGACGCCGAUCUUCCAGAUUCGCGCGGAGAACAUCGGCCAUUUGCUGAGAGUGGGCGGCGUCGUGUCGAAGAUAACUGCAAUCCGUCCGCGCAUUAAGGUGGCUUGCUACUACUGUGAGCUCUGCAACGCAAACUUCUACGAGCCGGUGACCGGCGUUGAGCUGUACAACCGCCUAGCGCUGAGCCUGGCACCUUCGAUCUUUGGGCACCUGGACAUCAAAAAGAUUUUGCUGCUGCAGUUGGUGGGCGGCGUUAACUUUAUGACCGAUUCUGCGUUCAAGGUUCGUGGCGACAUUCAUGUGCUGCUGCUCGGCGACCCGGGCAUUGCGAAGUCGCAGCUGCUCAAGCGCGUUGCGGCGCUGUGCCCGCGCAGCAGCUACACGUGCGGAAAAGGCGCGUCGGGCGUAGGGCUGACCGCGGCGGUCGUGCGCGACACUAUGACGGGCGAGCUGGUGCUGGAGGGCGGCGCGAUUGUGCUCGCUGACCGCGGCGUGUGCUGCAUCGACGAGUUCGAUAAAAUGGACGAGACUGACCGCAGCGCCAUUCAUGAAGUAAUGGAGCAGCAGACUGUCAGCAUCAGCAAGGCAGGCCUUGUCGCGACGUUAAACGCGCGCACGCGACUGCUGGCUGCCGCGAACCCGGUUACUGGCAGCUACGACAUUACGCGCAGCGCCAUUUACAACAUCGGGCUCCCAGCAGCGCUCUUGAGUCGCUUCGACGUCGUCGUAAUCGCGCUCGACAACUUUGCAUCGAAGGAGUACGACUUCGUAAUGGCGCACCACGUGCUGAACAUUCACCGAGGCACGCCAAACGAGUACAUCGAAGUGCAACAAAAGUUCUUCAAGACGUUCAGCGACGAUGAAAUGCGCGGACUGAUUGAGCUCGCACAAGAGCUGAACCCGACGCUUACUGACGCGAUCGUCGAGCAGAUUGCGGAGUACUACGUUCGCAGCCGCACCGAGGAAAAGACGCUCGGUUACAACUACGACGAAAUCACGUUCGUCACGCCGCGCUACCUGCUCGCAAUAAUUCGCCUUUCGCAAGCGCUCGCGCGCUUGCGCUUCGCGCACGCUGUGGAGGAGUGCGACUUUCAUGAAGCGGUGCGCUUGAUGAAAGCGAGCAAGGAGUCGCCAAACUGUUCUCGUCGAGCUGAACCUGCUCGUCGAGAAUGA
Dermatophagoides pteronyssinus (European house dust mite) is the source of this 1179-nucleotide messenger RNA. Its product is annotated as DNA replication licensing factor MCM7-like. NCBI's taxonomy places the organism in Eukaryota, Metazoa, Arthropoda, Arachnida, Sarcoptiformes, Pyroglyphidae. The record is from RefSeq and is a predicted model, not a curated record.